Molecule: messenger RNA, 2706 nt
Organism: Myotis lucifugus (little brown bat)
Lineage: Eukaryota; Metazoa; Chordata; Mammalia; Chiroptera; Vespertilionidae
Gene: CKAP4
Product: cytoskeleton associated protein 4
Exons: 2
Cellular component (GO): rough endoplasmic reticulum
Source: RefSeq, a predicted model, not a curated record
GCUGCCUCCUCCUCCGCCGCCGCCGCCGCCUCGUCCUCGGCGUCUUGCUCGCGCAGGCUCGGCCGGGCGCUCAACUGGCUCUUCUACCUCGUCCUGGUGGCCGCGGCCGCCUUCUCGGGCUGGUGUGUCCACCACGUCCUGGAGGAGGUGCAGGAGGUCCGGCGCGGCCACCAGGACUUCUGCCGGCAGCGGGAGGAGCUCGGGCAGGGCUUGCAGGGCGUCGAGCAGAAGGUGCAGUCUCUGCAAGCCACGUUGGGGACUUUUGAGUCCUUCUUGAGAACCUUCCAACAUAAGCAAGAGCUCGCGGAGAAAGUCAUGAAGCAAGGGGAGAGCGAGAUCAACCGGAUCAGCGAAGUUCUGCAAAAGCUCCAGAACGAGAUUCUCAAGGACCUCUCGGACGGCAUCCACGUGGUGAAGGAUGCCCGGGAGCGGGACUUCACGUCCCUCGAGAACACGGUGGAGGAGAGGCUGACGGAGCUCACCAAGUCCAUCAAUGACAACAUCGCCAUCUUCACUGAGGUCCAGAAGAGGAGCCAGAAGGAGAUCAACGACGUGAAGGCGAAGGUUGCCUCUCUGGAACACUCCGAGGGGGACAGGCAGGAGUUGAAAGCCUUGAAGGAAGUCGUGAAGGGCAUACAAACCUCUCUGAAGUCCAAAGACAAGGACCUGGAGGCCCUGAGAAGCACCCUUCAGACCAUGGAGUCGGAUGUCUACACCGAGGUCAAGGAGCUGGUGAGCCUCAAACAGGAGCAGCAGAAGUUCAAGGAGGCGGCCGAUUCGGAGCACCUGACCCUGCAGGCCCUCUCCGAGAAGGUCCUCCGGUCGGAGGAGGCCACCGCCCGCCUCCCCGAGGAGGUCAGGAGACUCUCGGAGGAGCUGCGCCAGCUGAAGGCCCAGUCCCUCGAGCCGGAAGAAGAUGGGGUCUUCAAAAACUCCGACACCCUAGACGCACUCCAGAGAAAGAGCCAGGGCUUGGACACCCGGCUGCAGACUGUGGAAGACGGGGUCCAGGCCAUGCAGAUGGCCUCCGCGCGGCAGAGCGAGAGCCUGGAGUCCCUGCUGGCCAAGAGCGAGGAGUGCGAGCAGCGCCUGGCCGCCCUGCAGCAGCGCCUGGACAGCCUGGACUCCUCGGAGGAGGCGGACAAGGGAAGCCUGGCCAGCACCGUGAGGAGCCUGGGGGAGGCCCAGCUCUCGCUCUACAGCGACGUCGAGGAGCUGAAGAGAAGCGUGGGCGAGCUCCCCAGCGCCGUGGACACGCUCCAGAAGGUGCAGGAGCAAGUGCACACGCUGCUGGGUCAGGACCAAGCCCAGGCGGCCCGCUUGCCGCCGGAGGACUUCCUGGACAGGCUGUCUUCUCUGGACCACCUCAAAUCCUCCGUCAGCCAGGUGGAGGCGGACUUGAAGAUGCUCAGGACUGCCGUGGACAGCUUGGUGGCCUACUCGGUGAAAAUCGAAACCAACGAGAACAACCUGGAAUCGGCCAAGGGUCUGCUCGAUGACCUGAGGAAUGACCUGGACAGGUUGUUUGUGCAAGUCGAAAAAAUUCAUGAAAAGGUCUAAAUGAAUUGUGUGUGCAGGGCGCGGUGGAAAGUCCAAUUUCUCAUGACCAAAAAAAAAAAAAAAAAAAAAGGUGUUAUUUUCUCCCGUGCGCCCCUCCCCCUCACGUUCUUGUCCCCUCUUAAAGAGCAGGGGACACCACUUGGGACACCACAGCAUUUUGUAUUUCUGUGCCCGGUUAAUUUAUUUACAGUCGUUACCACACAACACUGGUUUCUCAAGUGUUCAGCUUCUGCUUGGUUUCCUGAAGGCCCAGUAGCCAGCAGGCGGAGGUGCCGGGCAGCGGGGAUGUCUCUGGUGUCAGAGCCUGGGGAUGGUUUCCCUGAGGAUUAACAGAAGCAGAUUAACGCUAACCUCCAAAAAGCCUGCCUGGCGGGCAGAUUUGAAGUGAAGAAAGUGGGGGAAGGGGCAUUUUUCUCUCUGAUUGUCUUUAAGGAAAAUUCAUUUUACUUUUUUUAUACUUCUGGAAGAAGUAAGUGUUCAGGAGAUGUCACUCACUCUUUGUCUUCCACUUUAAACUGGUUAGAAUUCAUAAAUGUCGGCGCCGCAUCGGGAGGGGGAGAGCCCCUCGUUUUUCAACCAAGAAGCAGCAGCUGCAAACUGGCCUCCCGUGGUGAGGGUGUCUUUUUCCUCUCCCUUUCCUCUCCCGAGUCCUCUCCUGAUCUCAAAGGUAACUAUGCAAAGAAUCCAGACGGUUCUGAAUGUGAAGGCACAACACCCCACAGAGUCCCCUGUGGCCGACCUGUGCCACCUCUUGGUAGGGUCCCCCAAAAUGCAUAGAUUUAUAAUCCCUGCAAGGGGAGUCCUUGGAUUCUUGCAGGAAGUGUGUGAUGGGGGCUGUCCACAAAGGCCUGGGCUGUCUCCCUGGAGAGUGGAGGCUGCAUCUUUUUAUUUUACCCCCGUGUCCGGGAAGAGGUCCGCUGGCCCCAUCCGUCAGCGAGGUGCGUGUGCAUUUGCGGUAGUUGUUGGCUGUUUCCCUCCCGUUCGGGCUGAACUGUUCUUUAAUGGCUGUCUUGCCUUUCGAAAAAGAGGAAAAAAGAAAGAAAAGAAAACGAUAAAAAAAGGUUUGUUUAGUUUACUGUGAAAUGAACUGUAUGGCUUAUUUACAGUAUUUUUAAUUCUUAAUAAACACUUGAGCUUUGUUACUUU